This is a messenger RNA of Mercenaria mercenaria, 14130 nucleotides long. RefSeq lists its product as uncharacterized. The record is from RefSeq and is a predicted model, not a curated record. The coding region runs from base 323 to 11974 and encodes 3883 amino acids. Gene Ontology annotation, molecular function: calcium ion binding; protein binding. Gene Ontology annotation, cellular component: membrane. NCBI's taxonomy places the organism in Eukaryota, Metazoa, Mollusca, Bivalvia, Venerida, Veneridae. The transcript is spliced from 44 exons.
CGAUAUUUAAGAACGUAAUAGAUACGGAGGUACGUCCCAGCAGGACUGCGGCACGCGGCAUUAUUCCGGUUUUGAAAGUCUUUCAACGCAAUGCAAACACUUGAAAAAGCGUCCAGCUGAGCCAGUGUAGUAUAGUUUCGAAUUUAUUUUGUAUUAAUAAGGAUAUUAAUUUAUUAGAACAGAUGAUAACAGUCCGGAAUUGUGUAUUUAUUCAUUUCACAAUAAUAGAUAAACUACUGGUAAAUCUAAAAACGAUGUGAUUAUUUAAAACUUAUAUAUGACACAAACGGAAUAGUGACGGAACUACAUAGCAAAAAUAAAAAUGAUAUUCUGUGAUGGAUCUAUGGAUUUUAUGGAUGUUUACGCAUUUCUGGUUUUGACACUACUUCAAGCAGCACCUAGCUUCUGUAGUACAACUCCACCGCCAGUGCCAUGCACACCUACAAGUAUACCAAAUUCAUCUUUCCUACCUAACCAAACAUCUUUCAACGACGGCGAAACUGUGACGUAUACAUGUGAAACCGGAUAUGAGCUAACUUCCGGAACCCUCACUCUGACAUGCAGUACUGGCGGAACAUGGAUUGAAACACCUCCUACUUGCACAAUCAAAACUUGUGCUAAAGAAGAAGUAGGAAAUGGCACCGCUGACCCUGAUCAGGCACUGUACAACUACAAUACAAGCGUCACAUACUCGUGUAACUUGGGAUUCAACCACACCUCUGGAGAUUUAGUUAGGACAUGCAAUGAAACAGCCAGCUGGACAAAUGCACUACCAGUUUGUACAGUCGUUGCAUGUAUACCAGAGACGAUUACAUAUGGAAGCUAUGACCCUGCAGAUAUAACGACCGAGUUCGGCGCUACAAUAACAUAUUCGUGCAACCUAGGAUACUAUAUGAGUGCAGGAGAUAUGAAUAGAACUUGUCUUACCAAUGGGGGAUGGACUAACACUCUCCCAACAUGUUCUCUUGUACGCUGUGAUAUUCCCGACCCCGUUCAGCACUCAUCGUAUACACCAUCACUUGUUGUGAAAUUCGAUUUCAACACGGACAUAACAUAUAGUUGUGAUCUAUCAUAUAAUCAUACUGGCGGAAACCUUAUACGAACUUGCAAAGAAGACUUCAGUUGGUCUGGAACAGCUCCAAACUGCACACUUGCGAACUGUAUCCAAGAAGAUUCCACCUACAUGACCACAACGCCAAACAAAGUUCUUCACGAGUUCGAUGAAUACGUUGUUUACGAAUGCAUCGUUGGAUAUAACCACAGCUCUGGAGAUUUGAACCGUACUUGCCAACUUGACGGGAACUGGACUGGAACUACACCGGAAUGUGUUAUUGUAACCUGCGAUACAACUAUUCCUGCGCAUGCGUCAAUUAUACCGGAUGUGUCUGAGAUUAACUACAACACCUAUAUCACAUAUGCCUGUGAUCUCGGUUACAAUCAUACCGAUGGUGAUGCGACUAGGAGAUGCACUGAAAAUGCUACGUUCGAAGGAGUAGAGGCAAACUGUACAUUGAUCACUUGCGACCCACCAGAUGCUAUCAGUGACGGAACAUAUGAGCCAGUUCUGACAAGCCAUGAUUACAAUACAACCGCGAACUUCACGUGUAACCUCGGAUAUUAUCUUCUAAGCGGAAACCCUAUUCAAAGAUGUGACGAGAAUGCCAACUGGGUUAAUGAAAAACCUGUCUGUGAAAUUAUGAAGUGUCCGAAGCCGACUGAAGCUUACACUACAGUGUCUCCCAACCAAGUGUUGUACAAUUUCAACACCUCUGUUACAUCGACAUGUUUGACUGGCUACAAUAUGACAGACGGGGAUGCAACACGGACAUGUCAACACACGGGUAAUUGGAGUGGUACACCUCCAAACUGCACAAUUGUUGAAUGUGCCGCCCCUCCACCUGUAAGUGAAUCCUCGCUGAGUCCAAACAAGAAUAUUUAUGUGUAUUUGGAUACUCUAACAUACACAUGUGACACUGGAUACGAGCUUACAAGCGGAAAUGACGUCAGAACUUGUACGGAAACUGAAGAAUGGUCUGGAUCAGCGCCAAACUGCACAAUAAUCCACUGUCCAUUACCUGCUGAUGGUGUCAGAAAUACAUAUAGCCCGGCGUUGUUGGACUACGUUUGGAACGACACUGUUGUAUACACAUGUGAUAUAGGAUACAACCAUAGUUCUGGUGACCUGGUAUCAAGCUGUCUUCACGACAAAACUUGGUCUGGUACAACACCAGUAUGCAUUGUCAUUACAUGUGAUAAGAUAGACGUACCGUAUAUGACGUUUAACCCGCCCACUGCCGACACUCAUGAUUUCAAUACUACGAUUGAGUACGCAUGCGUAGACGGAUAUAAUCAUAGUUAUGGAGACUUGCUUAGAACAUGUAACUACACCCGCGAGUGGACUGGAACCCUACCAAACUGCACAAUCAUUACUUGUGACCCCCCUGAUCCCAUCGCGCACACAUUCUACGUGCCGAAUAAUCUGACCGAGCACGACUGGAAUACCUCUAUUAAUUACUCGUGCGACCCGGGCUAUCAUUACGUGUCAGGUGAAAACAUAUCUACCUGCAAUGAAAGUGGUGCAUUCCCACCCUCGGAUAUAGACUGCUCAGUUCAACAUGAGAUAACAAUUAGUUCAUCCGAGCCUGCUGUAACUUGGUUUAACACAACCACCAACGAAAUAAGCACGGUAUUCGAUUUUGACGGAAUGUGUGACGUCACCAUAACAUGCAAUCCAGAUCUGAUAGAUGUAAGCCACGUGAAAAGUGGAAACGAAAUUAUCAUGACAGUAAAGCAGACGGCAAGCACGCAGUUAGAUGAAUAUGUUUGUACCCUUUCUCCUUUUCGUGGUGAAAGGACUUUUCCUGACAUCAGUAGGGACGUAUUUUUUGGAGACGAAAUUCUCGGUUUUCAGGCGUGGCUAGAUCAUGCUGAGACGUACUUAGAAGUUGGAGAAACUUAUCAUUUCGAGGCCAGUGCCACACAUGGCUCAGAUAUCUCAAUACUUUGGGCAUUUGAAGAUAAUGUAACACAAACUUUUACAUAUAGUGAAGACUUCACUUACAUGGAUUUCAAUCACACAUUUAACAGCCCUUGGACCAAUGUUACUGUAAGUGCGAGCAACGCUGUCAGUAAUGCAUUUGCAACCGUCCCCCUGACAGUGAUUUAUGCUUUGAAUGGGAUCAGCUUCAAUGUAAGUAAUAACAAGCGAACGACAACCCAGACUGCCCAGUUUGAACUCGAUUUUGAUGCCGGAACAUUGAUUUCUAUGGGAACAGUUAACAUUACAAUGACAUUGCACGACGGAAACGCACCUGUAAACAUUAUUGUUGACACCGAGGAAACAUUACCACCGUCACCGCUGUUUCAGGAUGACGUCAUUUAUGAUAUCCAGGGAAAUUAUAACGUCACAGUUGUUAUUGAAAACCCCAUAUCUUCCAUGGUUCUGUUUAAGAACAUGCAAAUAUGGGAUAAACUGAAUGGCAUAGACUUGGAGUGUAUGACUAACUGUCCGAUAAUAGUAACGAACACACAGACGAGACUGGAAUUUACUGGUGUACCUCGAUCAGGAUUCGAAUACUCUAUUGAUAUGAAAGAUUUGAAUGGAACAGUAUUUCAGAAUUUCAAUUCUUCUAUCUUGUAUGAAUUGUACAGUUUGUCUUAUUUUAACCACACUUACACCAGUCCAGAAAAUUAUAGUGUAGAGUGGAACGUUUCAAACGGCAGAUACUCUGAAAAUGGGAUAAGAUGGAUCGUUGUGCAAAAUGAACUCACUGACUUUCAGGCAUUUUUAGAUCACACGAUGAUAUAUUUGGCUGUUGGGGACACGUAUAAUUUCUUUGCAAAUGCAACAUCGGGGACAAAUAUGUCUCUUGACUGGCAAAUGGAGGAAAACAUAACAGAAACACAGACAUAUUCUGGAGAAUUUUCAAUUGGUUAUCUGGCGUAUGCUUUUACUAAGCCAAAGCAUAACAUCUCAGUCAUCGCCAGGAAUCUGGUCAGUUCCCAAACAGUCGAAGUGGCAGUUGAAGUAUUCUACAAAAUAAACAACUUCAAGUUCUCCGUCGAAAACACAUUGGGAAACACAACUGAACCCGUUGAGUUUGAUCUUUAUCUAAUGCCAGUAGCUAAUUUACCAAUGAAUGACGUGAACAUCUCUAUCAAUUUCAAGCACGGCAAUUUUGUAACCGAUGACAUUUCAAUUGAUGAAGCAUAUGGAGUGGAUAAAAGUCACCUCUACAAUCAUUUGUUUGAUAUGCAAGGUAGUUUUUCGGUAGAAGCUAGACUUACAAGCAUAUUAGGUUUUGCAGACUAUAGCAUAGACAUGAGAAUAUGGGAUACUCUCUUACCUAUGGAGCUAGAAUUCAUUAAUGGAUUUGGAAAGUACAUCAUCACAAAUACAGUUGCUGAGUUCAAUUUUACAAAUAUUCCAAAUUACGGAUUCAAAUACACUAUCGAUUAUGGUGAUGGGACCUCGGAAUCGAAUGUUGAUGAUAGUAUUUUAUAUAAUAAAUAUAAUCUCCCUUUGUUUACGCACGUAUACACAAGUCCCGGGGUGUACAUUCUGCGCUGGACAGCGGUAAAUGGGGAACCGAUCUACAACCGAGCAGAACACUUUGCUAUUCACGUACAGAACAAGGUACCAGAUACUGGCUAUACUCAUGAACCUUUAGGAAAGAAAUAUCCUUGGUCAGUUCUACAAAAUAUGAGUCUGAAUUUGAACAUUACUUUGGACGUAGGUGUUCCCGAACCCACAAAUGCUACCUGUAUAUUUGAUCCGGACGAUGGUACAGGCACCGUUGAAGAUCUUACCUAUGACAACUCAUUUUUCCAACGUUCUCACGACUACCAUACAGAGGGGUUUUUUAACGCGACGUUUAACUGUUCCAACAACGUCAGUAACCACACAUACACAUUUGACAUAGAAGUAAGAAAAUACGUGGCAUCGGAUCUGUCGCUUGUAUUCCACAAUUAUGUUCCUCUGAAUGUUUCUGACACCGUUGUUGUCUAUUUUCAUAUUGACAAUGGAGGUUUUGCUCUGAUUCCCUACUUUGUAUAUUUAGACUUGGAUUAUGGAGACGGGAGCACCUCCAGAAGACGCCGUUCUCCGGUAUUAUAUGACAAAACAACUUAUAGUCACUUGUACUCAGAACGUGGCAAUUACACUGUAACCGUAUUUGUAGAGGCUCAAAUCUCUAACACAACAAACACAAUUGCUUACUCUUUGCGACUAGGUUUAAUGUAUUUUGAAUACAAUACUACCGUGCAAUUUAUUGACACAACAUAUGUUCGAUACACAAUGUAUGGCGUGAAAGGAACUUCAAAUUACACAAUAGAUUUUAACGACACUACUGCUGAUGGACAGUGCAGUUCUUCUGGUUUCUCCAGCUGUGACAUCCAUCAUUUAUGUCCCGAGUAUGGAUACCAUCUUGUGCAGGUUGUUGCAACUAAUGGAUCAUUCAUAGAGGUGGAUAAUAUGAACAUGACCUGUGAUAAUCCAAUCGUUAAUAUCACCACCGAUAUUCCUUACACGGUUGCCAUUCCAAAUGGUACAAUAGACGCAAAGUUAAGGAUUAAAGAAGACGACUUGUACCUUCCAAAGCUCAACUGUAACUGGAAUAUGGGUGAUCCAAUAAGACGUGAAACGUACGGACCCAUUUCGCAAGAGGUGACAUAUGCAAGUCCUUUUCUAUUUAAUUUUCAGUAUAUUGCACUAGGAAGACACACAAUCACUAUUGACUGUUGGAAUUUGAUCAAUGACACAAGACUUGAAACGCAGAUAACAGUUACCAACAAAGACUUUCUGUUCACCGGCGUCUUUGACAGGUUUUACUCACAGGAAGAUUCACCUAUGUACAUUUCGUCUAUGCUUGAUACCGAAAUAUUCAGUCGUUUGGAAAUCGUGGCUAGUUCAGCAGAGAAAUCUCACACAAAUCUUUGGAAACUCAAUGUAUCUGUAGGGGAAACAAAACCAAACCGGCACGGUUUACUGUUCACACGUGGUCUUGUAGAGGAAGACAAAUACUACAUCAUCCUCCAAGUUUGUUUCAAUGAAGAACCAAACAAUUGCAUUUUUGAACCUACUUAUGCCAAAUUUGUGAUGCCACCACCUCACGCUGAGAUAGUUGGAAGUAAACGGAGAUACAUCAAAAGAGGGUCUGUGACAAUUGAUGCUUACAGUUUGUCAUUUGACCCAGUAUUUCCAGACGUUUCAAAUCUCACUUUCGGUUGGUCCUGCAUCAGUUAUGACGCAGCAGACUUCGAUGAAGCAGCUGACAAGUUUGCAUCAAAUGCAAACGGAAGUUCAUGUUCAUACACUGAAUAUUCUGCUGGUGUUUUGACGCUAGAUACAAGUGCUAACCCUACAAAAUCACACUAUGUUGUUACAGUUACGGUUGACAAUAACAGAGGAAUGGGUGCUACAUUCACUCAGAUUUUAGCCGUUGAAAACUAUGAACCUCUAACCAUCAAAUGUAAGAUAAAUUGCCUAGCGAAAGUGGCGAGAAGCUCUAAACUUCAGUUGAUACCAAACCUUUCCAAUAACUGCCCAGCGACCUUUACAUGGACUUUAAAGAAGUAUUCAGGAUCAGUGUAUGAGGAUGUAAACCUUGCAAGUGUCGCAUCUGACGCCGGGAUCAAAUCACGGUCAUUGACAAUUGAAAAUAACACGUUAGAAUAUGGCACAUGGUACCUCGUAUCGCUGAGAGUUAUCCUCAAUGGUGUGACGUACGGCCCAGCAUAUUAUGAGUUUUUGACAAACAGACCGCCACAGGGAGGGUUUUGUCAAGUUGUACCUUUCAAUGAAACAACACUUAUACCUAUGGAAGACAAGGAGCUUGAAAAUACGACAACAUCGUCAAGUGAAUACAAUCUGAUAGCUGGAAUAGACGUCUUCAACUUAACUUGUCAACGAUGGAAAGACGAGGGAUUCACAGACAACACAUUCUCGAGCGAGGAGCCGUUAUUCUAUCUUUACUUUCUCUCAUAUAGUGGUGUAGACGAUAACGAUAACAAACGACAGUUAUUAUAUUUUGACCCGGGUGCAACAUCAAAUUUGGUAUCUUUCCAAGUUGGAAAUGCUAAUAAUGAUUUCAAGGCAACAGUAGUUCUACGAAUAACAGAUGUGUUUGGUGAUUAUACAGAUGUGAGAUACAACGUCAAGUCUAAACCACCCCUUACGACGGCAGAUCUUGCCGGUCUCAGUAAUGAUGCAAUGUUAAAAAAGACGUCAGAUUAUAUUGAUCAGUUCGACGAAGGUCUUAUUAAAGCCAAUAGGACGUAUGACUACAGAACUAUCUCCAGAAAGGUUAUGGACAUUUCGUCUGUAUAUAAUGAGCUGGCCCUGAAUACAUCCUCUGGCAUUAUAUUGUCACCAGAAGAUCUUUUGUCUCUUGGGUACGUUAGAACUGAAGACGAAACAUUACUCGGUUGGCAAGAUUACUGGAAAAUCAUUGUAGAAGUGGUCGAUACAAAGACAACGGAUUAUCUCAUACAGGUUGGCGAGAAACAUGCAUACAUGCUGCAUGCUUGCGUCUUCACAUGGCCGCCGACAAAAAGAAUGACACUGGUUGCUAUAGAAACUAUAAGUCUAGCUCUAAAUGAAUCUACAGCAGUAACUGACUAUUCAAACGUCACAGCUGCGAUACUGAAUGCAGAAGUUUCAAACAUUUUGGCUAGAAAUUUAGCUCACAUUUCAGACGACCGCGUUUUUCCGCACACUGAACAACUGUUAGCUGCUGCUCUUGGUGUGCUUGACGUAAUUCGGAAUCAGUUGGCAAUUUUACAAACGGUUUUAACACCAAAUCUUCCACAAGAUCCAACCGUAGAUGAAAUGAGAAAAUACCUUGAAUACAUCAGCGUGUUUAAGACAACAGAAGAGGUUCUAAAUGCACCAUUAAGUCUUCAAGAACAGACGUUUCUUGCACAGAAGCAGUUACAGAAAUAUUAUCUUCAGAAAUACAUCAAGUCAGAAGCAUCGAAGAGGGCUCUACCAGACUUGACAUACGCAUUACGAAAUCUAACAUAUGUUUUGGGGAAAAUGUUAGUGCUCGGACAGGAAGAAAUAAAACUUGAGAAUGACUUUGUCUACAUUUCCGUGGAGAUCAAACCAGCAUAUUCUUUAGUUGGACAGAACAUCGAACGCCCUCGUGUUGCCUUAGAACUAAAUGAAUUAGUUGAAGAUAACCCUGAGGCUUGUAAUUCAAGCGAAAUAACGCUAAGGACAGUAGUGUUCAAAGAAAAUCCCUAUUUCUGGGGCCAGUUUGCUGAUCGAAUAACUUCAUAUGUACCGGUGUUUGAAAUUGAUGGGGCUAGACUUACAAGUGAGAAAAUCACCUAUAGGUUGGAAAACGAGAUAGAGGCAAGCUGUAUAGACCAGGAUCCAACAUACGAAGAAGAUGAUCCAGACAAGAUGAUUUACAUUCUGUUUGAUAGGCAACAUGCAGAAGAUGAUUUUCUCAUAUUUGUUAGACCUAAUACAAGUGACCUGAUUUACGAGCUGUAUUUCAACAAGGACGAAAAGCCAAAGAUUUCCGAAGAUAAAUAUCAGUAUUCAACAGAGAUGAUAAAGAAUGACGAUACAUGGACCUUGGAAGAUGGUUACAAAUUACGUAUAAGGUCAAGUGAAUACUCGGAGACAGGAAAAAUCUGGAUUGCAUUAAGACCAUUGCUUGAAAAUUCUGGGGAUUUGUCCCUGCUGACAAGAAAGUUCUGCGCCAAUGUGACAAGUGUUAAUUGUUUGGCAUGGAGACAAAAAAGUGGAUCAGAGGAUUACUUCUGGGACAAGGACGUGUGCGAGGUGUCGCUUUCCAGUACCCGCUCAGUGACUUACUGCACGUGUCAGAAUACAAAUGAUACUAUGACAGUUGGCACUACUUUUUAUGUACCAUACAACAAGGUUGACUUUAAAACUCUCGAUUCUCUAAGCGAUGCUAUAGGGCGUUCACCAGUUAUCGGUAUGAUGAUAGCAACAGUGUGUGUUUAUAUAGUUCUUGUGAUAUGGGCAUGGAGGGAGGAUUUAAAGGAUCAGUAUAAGUGGUCCUAUUCUUUGAUGAUUGACAAUGAUAUUGCUGAUAGCUAUUUCUAUAUUGUCCGUGUAUUCACGGGUCUACGAACUGGGGCAGGAACAGGGUCAAAAAUUGGUUUUGUCCUCGUUGGAGAAGACGGUGAUACAAAUAUAAGGAUUAUGGACGAUGACAGUCAUAUUGGCUUUGAGCGUGGAAGUAUACGUACUUUUGUGAUGAGUACCCGGAAAUACCUAGGUGAGCUGAUAUGUUUACGAAUAUGGCACGACGAUUCUGGCGGAAAUGACUCCUCGUGGUACCUUAACAAAGUCAAUGUUACAGACCUAAAAAAUGGAAUGAGAUACACAUUUGUUUGUAACCAGUGGUUCGACUACGACAGCGGUGAUACCCGUGUUGACCGUGUGCUCAAUGCACAACGCUAUGAAGAAGUCCGUUCUUAUCAGGACAUGAUCGCAUACACCAUUGCAGAGCAUCAUCAUUGGCUGUCUGUAGCCUUGCGUCCGAUAAGGAGUAACUUUACAAGAGUUCAACGCCUCUCCUGCCUUCUCGGUCUUGUCUAUCUAACAAUGAUUAUUUGCACGAUGAUUGUGGAGAUCCCAGAUGAAAAUACCCUCAUAAAUCAAGCAGUUAUCGGUCCAUUCAGAUUCUCGAUUGAAAACUUCAAAGCGGCAUUGAUAUCAGUGACUGUAUCUUCCGUUAUCAUUAUCAUCGUAUCGAUCUUUUUUAGAAAUGCUGAAGCCGCUGAAAAUAGCCAAAACAUUGAUUCGGCUAUAUGCAAAGCGUAUCGAAAAGUUAAUGAAAAAUUGAAAUUAGACAGUUCGGUACUUGCAAAAAGAUAUUGGCCUCCGGCAGAGGAAGCCUUAGAGCAUGACUAUUUUUUCCUGCCCCAUUUCUGUGUCUACAUCGGUUGGACUAUCCUUGCAAUGGCAGUUUUUCUUGCAACAUUUCUCUUAGUGUCGUUCAGUGCUGAUUGGGAACUUAUAAAGUCAGAAGAAUGGAUGACUGCAGUGUUCGUUUCCUUUCUAACAUCAGUUCUUCUGAUUGAAGGUGUAAAGAUAAUGAUAAUAAUAUUAAUCUACUCGCUGAUGUGUCAAAGGGCUUACGAACCGCUGGAACCUUAUGUAGACAUCGACAGGCUAGAAGAAAUAACUAAAUAUAAUUCUGCUACACUUACCAUUGGACCACAAUUCAACAGUGUACUGUAUAAACCUGCGAAUCCAAGUAAAGCGACAUUGGAAAAGAACAAAGUAAAACGCAUACGCAAUCAUCAACUGUUGAAGAUCGUCUCUCAACUGGUUGUGUAUAGUGCGCUCUUAUACAUGGUGUACACAAUCAGCUACGAAAGUAGAGAUCCACGAUCUUUCUAUUUAAAAAAUCACGUUGAACAACUAUUUCAAUUUACGUCAGAGGUAAGGGAUCUGGAAUCGUAUACAAACUGGCUCAAAGGGACAUUUAUCAACACCUACUUUUCCAAGACAUUUUUCGGGGCAAACUACGAGGGAAACGAAAAUAAAAUCUAUAUGGAAGAUCUUAGUAAUGUUCGUGUUGGACCUGCCAGAUUGCGUCAGUUACGGAUUAGACAAGAGGACUGCAUUGGUCCACUAGGUGUAAACUUGACAUGUCAUAACAAAUAUGAAGAUGAAAAGAAAGAAAUGCAGAACUUUUGCCUAGGAUGGAAGAACCAGCCUUGUCCGGUUGCAGAGAAAUCAACAUACUUCUCUUCAGCUGCAUGGGAAUUUACAUCUGCAGAUGAAGUUUGGGGUUUUCCGACAGUAGCCCAGUAUUGCACUUACGGAGGUGGUGGCUAUUUUAUGAAACUGGAUGUAAACAGAGAUGUUUGUGAAAUAAUUUUUGACGAAUUGGUGCAGUUUACAUGGUUCGAUGUUCAAACUAGAGCAGUUAUUCUAGAAUUUACAUUGUAUAAUGCUAAUACAAAUUUAUUUGUCUACUCGAAAUUUGCCGCUGAAUUUCCAGAAUUUGGAGGUUUCCUGCCUUACCUAGACAUCCAAGUAUUUCGACUAUUUCUUAACACGGGGUCUAAGGGCGAUUUCCUCUUGUUCCUUCAAUUUUUCUUUCUGCUUUUCGUAAUAGCGGCAACAUUCGCAUUAGCUUACCAAAUGUUCACGGACGUGAAAGCAUUUUUCAAGUCGGUUUGGAACAUGUUGGAUAUUGUAGCCUUGAUAAUGAGUUACACAACAAUUUCAAUUUUCAUUUACAAAAUAUUUAUUAUACGGAAAACGAUCGAAGUAUUUGAGAAUGACAAAAAUGAAUAUGUUGGAUUCGAAAACCUUGCUUUCUAUGACUUUAUAACGAAUACAGCUUAUGGUGUUUUAGUGUUCUUGUUGUCUGUAAGAGUUUCGCGCAUCCUCGGAUACAGUGGGAAAAUCAACGAAAUGGCGGCAGUUAUAUCGCAUGCAGCAAGCGAUCUUUAUGGAUUCUUACUUAUCUUUGCUAUUACUUACUUUUCUUAUGUUAUCUGUGGAACUCUUCUGUUUGGAAAAGAGCAGGAAAAAUAUAAAGAUGUAUUUCAAACAUACGGUACCUUAACUGAGGCAAUAAUUGGAAAGAACAGAGUGUCUAAUAUUCUCACCGCCAAACCAGGAUUCGCUGAAUUUUACUAUUUUACAUUUGUGCUGUUUGUGCUCAUGACCUUAGCGACCAUGGCGGCAGCCAUUUUGAACUUCAGCAUUUCAAUGGUCAGGAAGGAACACCAGAAACUAGCGCCCACAAAUAUUAUAGAGGUUGUCUUUGACAGAAUUGGUAAAUUACUGAAUAAGUUCGGACCAUCUAAGUAUGAAAAAACAGAUAAGGAGAGACGGAGGAGGGAUUCUGAUACAGAACUUAAUGACAUACUAACUGACCUUCGUGUCUUCAUCCAUGGAUUUAGAUCAAAGAAGUCGAAGUCAAGCGACAAAUACAGAUUAACUGGUGAUCACGAAGAAGAUUCAAAGUAGAUAUGUCUGUGUGCCUUCUAAGAUGGUGUUAUGCCGGUUGUUUUUCUAUUACCGUUAACUUUACCUGAAUAGAGCUAAAAUUUGAAAAUGACCAUCACGAACCCGGCCCACUGUACAGAUUUGACCUGUACCCUCAUUUUUGAAAGGAAACAUUUUCCUAUUUAUCUAUUAAAUGUUAAUUGUUGAGAUCACACUUUGCCGUUCCCGAUACUAACUUUGUUAUUUCAAAGCUGUUGAAACGUUAUCUAUGUAUGUUACCUUAGAUAGUAGAUAGAACAGUCAUGUGGGAAAAAGUUCGCAAAUUGUUUCCUUGAAUUUCUAAAUAUUUGUUAUAUAGUUCUAUGCAUAGGAAGGCAGCAUCGACAGUUUUCUUUCCAUCAGCUAUUUAUCAACGUAUUUCGUAUAGUUGAAGUUUGUUGUUUUAAAAUUGGGCCAGGGGUGGGAUCACUUUUUCCAUAUUUACAUAAUGAAAUCUUUACAAAUUCUGGUUUGCCCUAUUUUGACAUAAUUUUAUAUAAAUAUAAAAAGGAUCAAUGGGUGACGUUACUACAUAUGUUAAUGUCAUUCAGGUUUGUUACAAAAUUGGUACUCGGAUAUCUUAUAGUCGUUUUCCUAUACAUGUAUAUAGUUGAAAAAUUAAAUAUCUUUUCAGAGUCUGCUAGCCAGGUUUUAAAGGGAUUUUGGGGGGAUGAACCUAAGGUUCCUAAUCUUCGUAAAUCCAUGGUCAGCAGAACUAAAUAUCCGCGACAUAGUAUUAUCGUAAAUCAUUGAUUCGACUUAAAAAAAUAAAAAUACAGGACUUUUUUUGUUUGCCCUUCAACUGUGUUUCUUGUUUGUCAAAAGCAUGGCCGGUAAACGGUGUUAUAAAUUUCCCCUAUACACAUACAGUGGGAAAUUCAAAACUGGUCUCGUCGGAAAGUUUUGUUCCAAAUUCCAAAUUAUGUCAAAGGAAUAUCUUUUAGGCCCUAUAAAUCAAGAUGGUUCAGCUAGGCCCGGUUCGUCAAACACAUGACCGCAUCCCCUUUAUGUAUAUUAUGGGGACAUAAAAGGGGUCUUCUUGUCAAAAACUGUGGACACGAUAUUGAAAUAACUUCACACACAUUACCUUGGGUGAUCCUCUACCAAAAUAGCUCAUAUUAAUACGUAGGAAAAGUAAUAAUGGGAACUUACUGUCCAAUUUAAAAAAUAAAUCACACAAAGUUUCUCAUUUGAUUAUUCCGAUUCGUUAAAAACAUUGCCACGAGGGCUAAACAUAAAAAUGUCUCUAAACAACAUUUUAUCAUUUAACCGAUUUUGAAUAAACUUUUACGGAAAUAUCACUAUCUAGCAAAAAAAAUCAUAUGAUUCUUAUUUGCAAUAAAUAUGAUUCCCAAAACUACAAAUAGAAAAAAAUGCCAUCUAUCCAAUUUCGAAUAAAUUUCACAGAAAUUUCUUCAGUAACCCUCUACUUAAAUUUCAGAUCAAUCUAGCUUGUAAAAUAAAUGCAUUGAUGUUGUGUGAGUGUCUGCUUUUCCCUGUUUGGCUCUAGCUCAAUUUGUUGUACAUUUUUAUAGCUUAGCAAAAUGCAUGUAUAUAUAUAUAUAUAUAUAUAUAUAUAUGUCUGCUCUGAUGAUUAUGAUAUGAAACCGUUAGGUAGACAGAAAUACAGAUAGAGGAAACCCAUUGGAUGUUUUUCUUUUAUAUAUAUAUAUAUAUAUAUAUAUAUAUAUGCUAUUUGUUUAAAUGUAUGAUCCAUUCUUUAUUGGGAAUACCUGUGAUUAGUAAUAUACGGUGAUAAAAAUUGUGAUAUUGUGCAUGAAGUUUUAUGAUUACUUUAAAAAUUGUAUAUACAUUAAUAAUCGUUAUCUUUUGAAGAUUCACUAGUGAUACGACAACAAAUUUAAAAUACCCGGUAUACAUGUUGAGUUUUUGUUUACAAAAUACUCUGUUACUGUUUGCUCCGUUGAAUAUUUUUUGUUUGUUAUUGAUUUGAUAUCCGUUGUAAUGUCAUACUAUAGUAAUUUACUUAUAUAUUUUUAUUGAUGAAUAAAUGUUAUCCUCAGUUUGAAAACACUGGAUAUUUAUCAUCAGUCUCAUUUAUAUCAAAUUUCGAUGCUGAUAUGCAUGGGGCUUUGUUAAAUUCAUAUAGAAAAAAUAAAAUUUAGUGAUUUUUUAAA